Molecule: messenger RNA, 501 nt
Organism: Aspergillus terreus NIH2624
Lineage: Eukaryota; Fungi; Ascomycota; Eurotiomycetes; Eurotiales; Aspergillaceae
Product: EMC6 family protein
Exons: 1
Coding region: 1-501 (166 amino acids)
Source: RefSeq, a predicted model, not a curated record
AUGCCACCCACAAAACAAGAAAUCUCCCUCCUAAUCAACCCGCUCGUCCCGGAAGCCGUCCAACACAACAACCGCGUACGCCCCCUUCCCGUUCCUCUCCCCGUCCUCACCCCCGGAACGCAACUAACAAAGACAACACAACAGGUCCUCUCCCAACUCCACAGCCUAACCUCCUUCCUCCUCGGCCUGACGGCCGGGAUCCUCGCGCUACAAUCGACCGCCGGCUUCGCGUUCUACCUCGCGGGCACGGUGCUCGUCUCGGGGCUCUUCCAUGUCGUGCUGUUGAGCCGGUCGCGCGGCCAGGGCGCGGGCGUGUUCUUCCCCGGCUCGAGCCCGGGCGAGAUCGAGGGUGUUGAUAUGAAGGGGAUGAUCUGGACGGAGGGCGCGCGGCGGGUGCGCAAGGGUGCGUGGAGGGAUGUGUGGCUUGGUGGGGGAGUGUUUGGGGAGGCGUUGUCUGGGUUUGUGCUGGGGUGGGCUGGUGUUGGGGGCGUUUUGCGAUGA